AUGGACUCAACAGACUUUUCAGAAAAUAUGUUUCAUUUCAUGCAGGUCUUCAUAAAGAAUAUUCACAUACGAUACGAAGACAAGGUGAGGAUUGUGUUUGUGUUUUGACUUCUAUUUUUUCUGUAAUUUAUAUCCUCCAAUAUUUGGAAUCACAUAUUCCCAUGCACGUUUAGUAUUAUUGCAUGAAACGUAUUUGACUCAUAUGUUUGCAUUAUUUAGCUUAAUUACCUUUCACUUUUUCCAGGUUACAACUCCUGGCACCUCGUUUGCCGUUGGAAUUACAUUGAAACACUUUACAGCGGAGGUAAUGCAUGAUGCUAUUGAAACUACAGUAUUACAUAAACAUGCUGGCAUCCGCACCAAAGGUUCAGAAUAUCUUGGUCGAUUCUGAUCGGUGUAAUAAUGUUGCAUUCCCUGUAACAAGUGAAAUGGUCUGGCGACGUAUCGUUAGACAGAGUAAAAUAAGUAGCAAGUGUUAUAUAGUGUGCAUUGCAUGCAGCCUGAUGGCAUAACACUCAAUUUGUUUUCAUUUUAAAUGAAGUUCGUAAGAGUUCAUGCAUCAUUUUCGUUUAGACUACGGAUGAAUUUUGGAAACCAUGUGUUGUCGAUGCAACUGAGAAGAACAUUUUUAAAGUAAGUUAUAUAAAGUAUCUUAUAAACGGUCUGUGCCAGUGAUUGUAGGUAGCGCCAAUAAUAAGAAAGCUUCGGAUUGGUAGGGAUUAUAACUACCUGAAAAAAAACGAGGAGAACUUCGACGUUUAGAGUGAAGCUUUUGUAUACUGUGUCCCAAAAUUAUGUUUUUUUAUUGUAUCUAUUACUAGGGUAUUUCCUGGAAUAUGGCUUUUUAAACCGUUUGUAAUUAAUGUGUGCGGGUAGUACCGAUAGUACGCGAAUGAAGGACGAGAGGCUUUGGAACACAAUCAUAUAGUAGCUGUUUCCUUAUACUUAUAAGUAUUUUUCGUUUCUGUAGCUUGUCAGUCUAGAUUCUCUCGCAGUGUAUUGGAACACAGAUAUAAGCUCGAGACAAUAUGGCGGAUCUAAAGAUUGGCAAGUAAGUAGUAGUAACAUUCAACACUUUCCCCUUGACUUGUAUCCAUGCAAGUAAUUGCAAAAUUAAAUAUACCUGUCAAUGUAUAUUUUCUUCAAGUAUUAAUAGUGUAUAGGCCUAUAAGCUGAAUAUGUAGGAGUAUCAGAUUAAAGAUUAAAGGGUUUUAGGAUUCAAGUCGUUGAUAUAGCGUUUCUGUAGGGUGUUGCACAAUUCUAUAACUGUGAGACUGUUAAUUAAUUUUUCUUUAAGAAAAAUAGCGGAAUGUCAACAAAUUAUAGUGUUUUGUUUCCGCGUGUAUUUUACAAUCCUUUAACUGCAAAAUAUCUUAUGGCAGCAUCAUCUUAUUAUUUAGUCGUUACUUCGUUCUGAUAUUAAGACAAAAGAAACAAAGAAUGAUGACUACGAAUAUGGUAACAAUUUAGUGAUAUAUAUGAUAUUUAAAGUGCCUAUAUCAGGGUCAGGGAAAUGACUUUUCCUGAUAGUUUAGACGAUUUUAAGAACAUUUGCAAUAUAUUCGACUAGACGAAAAUUUGAUCUUCAUGGACGUUUUGGGCCUCAAAGUUGGUGAUUUUUCGAAUUACCGCGAGCUUGAAAGUACUGGUAACUAAUCGGCGUUAACCCGCCGGAAGUGACGUAAGAAUGAGAACACGCUAAUCUUGCAAAGUAUCAUAACAAUAAAACAGUAUAGAAUUUUAGUCCAAAAUAUCGUCCGAUUUUUUCCGUUUAAUAACAUUUUGGGUUAACGUUUCGUUUAAACAAUGUCGUCAAGUUUUUCCGACAAUACGGACAACCAACUUGAUUCGGAUAUGAAUUAAAAAUACCAAAUUAUAUAAUGAAAAUCGAAGAUGAUGCAGUUCAGCCUCCCAGACAGCUCAACACAAAGCGAUGAAGACCAGUGGCUUACAACCUUACCAAGGCGAACCGAUUGCUGAUCCAGCUUGGAUAGCUCAAUACAACGAAGAGAGACGUGCCGAAGAAGAGAGAAGACAGCUGCUUAUGUCUCGCUUGAACGGAACUGUCCCCGUAUCAAAUUGGUAGGUGAAAUGUAUACACUAUAUGUGAGCUCAGAGACAGAGCUCGUGUUUACAUGUCUGUGUAGACGCUACGGCGUAUACGCAGGCUAGUGUUGACACUCAUGUAAAAAUAUUUUCCUUUUUCGUUUGAGAAAUCACAAUGAAUAUUAUAUGGUGUUUCUUUUUAUUUCAGGUGUACAUGCGAACUAUGUAAAGUCGAUUUACUGGUAAAUGAAAGAGGCUCAAUGCUGCCAAGAAAUCGAAGGCUGCUUAGAAGCGUUAGGGACAGAACUUGUUUUACAAGAAGUAGGUGCUGAGCCAAAUUGCAUAACGCUUCAUCCAGGCUUUGGUUUGGUCUGUUUAUCACCCUGGUCAUUGCGUCUGGAGGGCGUAAAUUUCGAAAAAUAGAUGGCAGGAAGUAUAACGUGGAAGGUGAUGAAAACAGACAAGACACAUAUAUGUAAUUAUAUAUAUAUAUAUAUAUAUAUAUAUAUAUAUAUAUAUAUAUAUAUAUAUAUAUAUAUAUAUAUAUAUAUAUAUAUAUAUAUAUAUAUAUAUAUAUAUAUAUAUUUAUUAAACAAUAUAAUAUAGCCAUUUUUAACCCUGAUAAAUCCCCACAAUUUGUUAUCAAUCAGAAAAUUUCAUUUAUAUAAAACUAUUACAAAUAUUACAUGAAAAGUUUCUUAUAUUAUAGGUAUUUCCUAAGUGUUGCCUAUAGAGAGUAUAUACAAUUGGUUUAUGGAUACUUGGGAAAGAGAAGAAUACCUUUACCAGCAUGUGGUUAUCAUGCCAUAAGACAAGCUUUUGGUCGAAAAGACUUCAAAGGUUUUGAGGAUGAUGAAGAGUUGGAAUGA
This is a messenger RNA of Paramuricea clavata, 2915 nucleotides long. NCBI's taxonomy places the organism in Eukaryota, Metazoa, Cnidaria, Anthozoa, Malacalcyonacea, Plexauridae. The record is from the annotation of a GenBank genome assembly.